Messenger RNA from Dipodomys ordii (Ord's kangaroo rat), 968 nucleotides. RefSeq names its product basic proline-rich protein-like. The record is from RefSeq and is a predicted model, not a curated record. Lineage: Eukaryota; Metazoa; Chordata; Mammalia; Rodentia; Heteromyidae. The transcript has a single exon. The annotation marks the transcript as partial.
GAGAGAAGCAGGAACCUGUCCCCGGGCAUCCCGGUGAACAUCUGAGCUUUGGAGACGCAGGAACCAGCAAACCACGGCGACCUCCUCCGCCCCGGGCGGCUGGGCGAUCGGAGGGAGGGAGGGAGGAAGGAAAUGAGCGCGACCCGGCCGCAGGCAGAGCCCGGCGACCUGCGCGCGCCAGGGGCCCGGGCCCCACCCGAGGGCUGCGCCCAGGGCCCGGGCUCGGGCCCGAGCCUGGGCCAGGGCGAGGGGUGGUCGCGGGGAGACGCUCCCGACACCUGCCAGCACCCAGGAGCCCGGGAGGCUCGGAAGGCAACGUCGGAGGGCGCGCGCCCAAGUCCCCACAGGGCCGUCAGGGCACAGGCCGAGCGGGCCCACCGACCCCCGGGGCCCGCCGCGCCCCGGCCCCGCGCGCAAACCCGCCCGCCGCGCCUCAGGCCCAGAAUGGCCAGCCCGAACUCCAGCCGGACCUCGGCGCCGACGGACGGACGAGGGGCGGCCUCUCAGCGUGGGGGGCGGCGGCGCAACUGUCCCCUCAGCCCACGGGCCGCGCGCGCGGGGCUGCCACCAGCACUCACCUGCCCGCUUCUCCUCCUCGCAACGGCGGCGCCACACUCCGGCCCGGACCCCACCGUCCGCCUCAACCAACCCCCCAGGCGGCGGUGGCGGUAGCGGCGGCGGCGGCGGCCGGACGGGAGGGGCGGGACGGCGGCCUGAGACGGCCCCGCCACCACGGCCCAACCCGGCUCCGCCCGCCCCCGGACCCCGCCCCCGGGCCACCGCCACCACCGCUCAUUGGCCCGCGCCUCGCACGCCUGGGCGCGGCCCCGCCCCACCACCCAGGCGCCGUUCCGCUCGGAUUCCGCUCAGCCAUUGGGCGGAUGGCUCGGGGGGCGAAUGCUGCCGGCCGAAACGCUGCCAGCCCCAAGGACGCAAUUGGCUGGAUUUCACCCACGCCCGGACUAUGA